This is a messenger RNA of Prinia subflava (tawny-flanked prinia), 1936 nucleotides long. RefSeq names its product coiled-coil domain containing 59 (gene CCDC59). Lineage: Eukaryota; Metazoa; Chordata; Aves; Passeriformes; Cisticolidae. Gene Ontology annotation, cellular component: nucleus. The record is from RefSeq and is a predicted model, not a curated record. Bases 118 to 732 code for a protein of 204 amino acids. The transcript has 4 exons.
CCGGGGACGGCUGGGCCGGGAGCGCGCGCAGCGGCCGCGACAUGGCCCCGCGUGCGGCCCGUCGGCGCGGCGGCGCAGCUCGGUGACGUCAUCUCGGUGCGCGGCUCCGGGAGCGCGAUGGCGGCGGCGCGGCGCGAGGGGCCCGGGCCGGCGGCGGCCAAGGCGGGCGCGGCGUCCCGCGGGCCCGGCCGAAAGCGGCGGUGGAGGCCCGUCCUGCUGCGCAGCGUGGUCGGCAGCGUCCAGGAGGGACGAGGAUUUGCGUUUCGGAGGAAACAAAAGAUUGAACAACAGUACAGGAAAUUAUUGAAAAAGAGAAGACAAGUGCAUUCCCAGCAGGCUGACCAGUUUACUGAUACCUAUCCAGAGCACUUGAAACAUCUUUACCUUGCCGAGGAGGAAAAGCUUAAGAAGCGGAGGAGGACUCCAGAUGAUUCGGUGUCAUCAGAAGAAAAGCUUAAUAAAGCAGCAGAGUCAGUUGUGACUCAAGAGAAGUUUAAAAAUAAAACGUCCAAUCAGAAGGCAAAAGAAGAGUAUGAGAAAAUAAAGGCUGAGCGUGCUAGAAAGAAAGAGGAAGCAGAAAAAAGAAAACAACAAAGGGAAGAAGCUCAGCGUUUGUACAAGAAAAAGAAAAUGGAAGCUUAUAAAAUACUGAGUAAGAAGACAAAGAAAGGACAGCCAAAUCUAAAUUUACAAGUAGAAUUUCUUCUUCAGAAAAUACAGAAAAAUACAUAACCCAUGCAUGUAUUUAAGUUAGCUGUGGACAUUUUAUUAAAUUACUUUUAAUAAAUAAUGUCUUUUUGCUUCUGUAUUACUUUAGUUAUUGCUUUGAUUUAUCCCAUCAGUCCAGUAAUGAUAUAUUCAUCAUUCAUGCUGAGAGUGAAAGGGAUCUGUGUUUCUAAACUGAAAUUCUAUUAGCUGUGUGACAUCUUGAAUUCAAAAUAACAGGCUGUAGCACUAUCUGACCACGAAUCUAAUACUUCCUGCAAUUGUGACUACUAAAAUUGCACUCACUUGGGAGGACUAAAAUGAUGCGUGUGACAUGUUUCAUAUCUCAAGAACUGCCAGUCCUAGGAGCAUGUUUUGUGUGCACUUGCAUACGUUUGGCACAUGAAAACAAAGUACAUGUGCUAUACUAGGAUGGCUAUUAUCUGUCAUUCUCCACAAAGAGUAAAAACUUGCCAAAGGUCCAGGAAUGGUUUGGUAAAGAUCUCGAUAAAAUAAUUGUUGGCCCAUUCAUAAAGCUGCUUUGUAACUUGUAACAUGUGAAUUGCUCUACCUUUUGUGUAUAGCUUUGUAAUGAAAUUUGUUUUCUUUGAUGUAGCUUUUAAUUAACAGCAGUUUGGAUCAAUAUUUUCAAGUCUGGGUUUAUGGUUUAACCCCUCCAAAAGAGGGGUUAUCCCUACAUUUGCAUCUAUUUUUUUAGUAUCUUGCCAUCAACCCAGUUGAGAAACUAUAGUUGAGGAUCCCACUUUGUGGUUGCUCACUGGUGACAGGACAGUUUUCCAGGGAGGAAUGGAAGAAGCUGCCCUCCACAGCUGGCCAUCCCCUUGGCAGGAAGUUAUCUGGUCUCAGCUUGUAGGAUUAGCUGUGCACAUAGGAAUUCUCCUUUCGGUGUGCACACAGUGUAUCUGAUGUGGCCAAGAUUCAUCAGAUGUAUUGCAGGAAGCUGAUUGUGCAGAUACUGAGCAUUUGAAGCUUCUAGAAAUUUUACAACAUGUUUACAUGCAGGGCACAAAAUCAGCUUUCUCAGCAUCCCUGGGUGUUGACAACACGACUUCCAAGUCUGGAUCCACGCUACUGCAUAUUUAAGUUAUGUGAAAACAUUUGGUCAUCAAACUUCAUCAGACAAUGUUCUUGGAUACAAAAAAUUCACUAACACCAAAGAUUUAAUAACCCUAUUUUUUAAUAAAUAAAAGCCAACCUUAUCUUUUAUAAA